This is a messenger RNA of Nezara viridula (southern green stink bug), 1963 nucleotides long. The record is from the annotation of a GenBank genome assembly. Lineage: Eukaryota; Metazoa; Arthropoda; Insecta; Hemiptera; Pentatomidae.
AGUGACUUUCAGUUUGUUGUAGGGAAGGUUUCAGAGUAUUUCUUCUCGGUCGGAUUAGUGUGUAAAAAAUGUCUACUUCUAAAACAGAAGAAAAGCCCAUGUGGGACGAAAGGAUGGAACAAGCUUUAAGUGAAGAAAUAAUGAGAAUGUCUACUGAUGAAAUUGUAAGCCGCAUUAGACUUCUUGAUAAUGAAAUUAAAAUAAUGAAAAGUGAAGUAAUGCGGGUCAGUCAUGAGCUGCAAGCACAAACAGAAAAAAUAAAGGAAAAUACAGAGAAGAUUAAAGUAAACAAAACUUUACCAUACUUGGUAUCAAAUGUGAUUGAGUUGCUUGAUGUAGAUCCAGAGGAAACUGAGGAAGAUGGUGCUGUUGUAGAUCUUGACGCUCGUCGAAAAGGAAAAUGUGCCGUUAUUAAAACAUCAACCAGACAAACUUAUUUUUUGCCUGUUAUUGGCUUAGUUGAUGCAGAAAAAUUAAAGCCAGGUGACCUUGUUGGUGUGAAUAAAGAUUCUUAUUUGAUUCUUGAAACUUUACCUGCAGAAUAUGAUGCACGUGUUAAAGCUAUGGAAGUUGACGAAAGACCAACUGAGCAGUAUUCAGACAUUGGUGGGCUAGACAAACAGAUUCAAGAGCUAAUUGAAGCUGUUGUUCUUCCCAUGACCCACAAAGAAAAAUUUGAAAAUCUUGGAAUUCAUCCUCCUAAAGGUGUAUUACUUUAUGGACCUCCUGGAACAGGAAAAACUUUAUUGGCAAGAGCGUGUGCAGCUCAAACAAAAUCUACUUUUCUGAAACUUGCUGGUCCCCAGCUAGUACAGAUGUUCAUUGGGGAUGGAGCCAAACUUGUUAGAGAUGCUUUUGCUCUUGCUAAAGAAAAAUCUCCAGCUAUUAUAUUUAUUGAUGAGUUGGAUGCUAUUGGGACAAAAAGAUUUGAUUCUGAAAAGGCUGGUGAUCGAGAAGUUCAAAGAACUAUGUUAGAGUUACUCAACCAGUUAGAUGGAUUUAGUUCAACAGCUGACAUAAAGGUUAUUGCUGCUACAAAUAGAGUAGAUAUUUUGGAUCCUGCCCUUUUGCGUUCUGGACGACUCGAUAGGAAAAUUGAAUUCCCACAUCCUAAUGAAGAUGCUAGAGCACGUAUAAUGCAAAUACAUUCCCGUAAAAUGAAUAUUAGUGUAGAUGUGAAUUUUGAAGAACUUGCUCGUUCAACCGAUGAUUUCAAUGGAGCUCAGUGUAAAGCUGUUUGUGUGGAGGCUGGUAUGAUAGCUUUGCGUCGAGGAGCUGGAGUAGUUACCCAUGAAGAUUUCAUGGAUGCAAUAUUGGAAGUACAAGCAAAGAAGAAAGCCAACUUAAACUAUUAUGCUUAAGUGUUUUGAAAUUAUGCAGAAACUCAUUUGCAUUCUUUUUGUGGGGAGUGCCAAUAACUGUGAUUGACUUUGUAAUGUUGUAAACUUGUAAAUAUGCCACUUUAUAUUCAACCAGCAAUUAAAAUAUUAAAUUUGUUUUUUAUUAAAUUCCAAAAGUCACUCCAGCUAAAAUAUUUCUUGUUUUUUUUUAAUAUUUUUUUUUUAGUUUUAAUUUUAAAAUAAUUAAGUUGUCAACAUCAGUUAUGAAUUGUCUCUAGUUUGUUUACUAUUUUGUAUGAGUUUCUGCCAAAUUUAAUAUUUAAUUUACAAUUCUAUCGUUAUUUUCUAAAUAAAUUUAAUCGUUGGUACACAGACAGUGUUAAAAUUAUUUCUUAUCUUGAACUUGUUUUUGUAGUAAUGAAUUUAUUGUAUUUUUUUUUAUAAAUUGUUCUGUGUUAUUUGUGUUCAUAUUUAAAAAUAAUUAAAUUUACCAUUAAAAUAUUUCUUUUUAAUGUUUCUGUUCCUUAUAUAUGUAAUUAUAGCAGAACUGAUUAAAUAAUGUAAAGCUAUGUACGUCUUUAUCUUGUACCAAUUUAUUUUAUAAAGAAACCACUAAAAGUGAA